AAGCAGUUACAUUCUUAGCGUGAACGUGGUAGGUUGUACGUCGCUAUUGUCGCGUCGUAUUCUGGUGCUGUUGGACUGAGUCAACAUUUCCUCUUAUGGAGACGGAAAUGAAAUGAUGUUUGUACGUAGUUUUAUUACAUUUGUCUUGCUAUUGUGUGCCCCAGUAUCGUCUUUGAUUAACUUCUACGGAGAUGAGAUAUAUAAAAUAAAAGAUGGUGAGGUUCCGUCACUACGACAGAGGGACAACUCUCUCCCUGGCAGCUCCUCCACAUUGACGGGAAGAAAUCUCGAGGGAGGCGAGGGCAAUAGCCCUUCGUUUCCUCAUAGUGAGCCUCAUCCUCCUCAGCAACGUCCCUCCUCAACAGCAGCUGAAGAUGUUCCCUCGUUUUUGAGGGUUGUACCCGCAGAAGUCGAUUCUGCUCCACGCUCCUCGAGUGGGCUUACUGUGAUAAACAACUCAUUGCUCGUAUCUUCCUCAUCUAACGCAUCCUCAUUUAUCACUGCUUCGCAGUCAAUUAGCCCGUCUGCUCUUUUACCGCUAUCAUCAGAGCAGAUGAAGACAUCAUUACAUACUGUAUCUGACAAUACACAUUCAUCAUUACCAAGCUUAUUGUCAUUGCGAACUUCAGAUGAUGAUGUAAUUCUGUCAUCAUUUAAACAAUAUCCAACUGCUUUUGAGCCGUUGCCCAUUUCAUCUCCCACUUCGUCGCCGGCCUCUACGUCAUAUUCGUCAAAUGCCUCAACACAUGUAUCGUCAGCGAUGUCAUCAUCCCUACCUGUAUCGUCAGCGAUGUCAUCGUCCCUACCUGUAUCGUCAGCGAUGUCAUCGUCCCUACCUGUAUCGUCAGCGAUGUCAUCGUCCCUACCUGUAUCGUCAUCGACCUUGUCCCCUACAGCAAGAUCGAUCAGUUCUCGCGUGGCGUCACCACACGAGGAGUUCCAGGAGCACGUGGUGUUCACCCCAGACGUGGUCCACGCCAGGACCAGACGUCAGAUUCAAGACUCGACCUGGCAUCCCGAGCUCCAGGAGCACCACCAUGACAUUACACUCGGUUUCGCCAUCAAUGGAGAGAACAUACUGAUGGACCUCCAGCUCAACAGACAAUUGUUGCCGCAGGGGUACUUCGAGAAGCAGCUCUAUCGUAACGGCUCACACUCCAUUAGGCGCCCUCAAGGCCAGGACGCUGGACUAUGCCACUACCAAGGCAGCAUCAGGGGCAGACCAGGCUCGCGGGCUGCGGUGUCGACCUGUCACGGUCUGAGCGGGAUGGUGUUUGACGGAGAAGAAACUCACUACAUCGAACGAGUGCCGGAGUCCAAACCUUCGCUUUCCAGUCCGCACUUCCUGCUGAGCCACAAGCAUCUCGUGCCUCGCAACCUUACGUGUGGGUACAACGGCCAUCGACAUCCUUCGCUGGAGCUCUUCAAGGACGAUAAUUUCGCCAGGAUGUUGAGGUACAAACGGUCGACGGGUAACCGGCUGGAGGACGGCCCUGCCAGCGACGGCGGUGGUCGCAUACGUGGCCCGUACAACAGCAACGUCUUGUCGCGCUACGUGGAGCUCGUGCUCGUAGCUGACCACCUCGAGUACAAGAACCACGGCGAGGACGUCCAGAAGAUCCAUAAGAGGUUCAAGGACAUCGCUAAUAUCGCUAAUGCGCUCUACCAGCCACUGAACAUCUUCAUUGCGCUCGUCGGCGUGGAGGUCUGGGCAGAGGAAGAUCAAGUGGCCAUCUCACAAGACGGGGAUUUAACCCUCACUAACUUCCUCAACUAUAGAAAAGUGCGACUCAUUCCUGACCAUCCCAAUGACAACGCUCAACUCCUCACCGGCCAAGUGUUUGACUCUGGCGUGGUGGGCAAGGCUCUAAAGGGCCCCAUCUGCACCUACCAGUACAGCGGUGGCGUCAACAUGGACCACAGCGCCAGUGUUGGGCUCGUGGCCACGACCGUGGCGCACGAGAUGGGCCACAACUUCGGCAUGGAGCACGACACCGAGGAGGACUGCAAGUGUCCUGACUCCCGCUGCAUCAUGGCACCUUCGUCAGGAUCUCGCAGCCCGAGCCAUUGGUCGAGCUGCAGUCACGAGUACUUGGCUCUUUCCUUCGAGCGCUCCAUGGACUACUGCCUGCGCAACAAACCCAGGACUCUGUUCGAUUCGCCCGUGUGUGGCAACUCGUUUGUCGAGCCUGGGGAACAAUGUGACUGUGGUCUUCCUCAGCACUGCGACAACCCCUGCUGUGAUCCUCACACAUGUCAACUCUACUCCAAUGCAACCUGUGCUACGGGCCAAUGCUGUGAUUUGCAGACAUGCCACCCAAAAGAGGCCGGCACGGAGUGUCGUUCAGCUCAUCGCGAGUGCGACUUGCCUGAAUAUUGUCGAGGCGACUCUGAGUAUUGCCCCGACGACGUCUUCCAAGAGGACGGCCACGAGUGUCAAGCUGGCAAGGCUUUCUGCCACUCUGGCAUGUGCCGGUCACACGAGCAGCAGUGCCAGCUUCUCUGGGGCCCUACGGGCCAGAACAGCCAUGACGACUGCUACAGCCUCAACACCCAGGGCAACAAUAAUGGCAAUUGUGGCUAUAACUGGGCCAAUGACACCUACUUCAAAUGUUCCACUGGUAACCGCAAGUGUGGGAUGAUGCACUGCAAACAUUACAACGAGCGGCUCGAGUUCGGCAUGGAGAGCGUGAGCAAAGUGUCGCAUCGCUUCAUCCAGGGCAACGAGCGCGAGAUCAUCCCGUGCAGGGUGGCACAGGUCGACCUGGGGUUGGAUAUGGUCGACCCAGGACUGGCCCCGGACGGCGCUAAAUGUGGAUACCAGAAGAUGUGUGUAAACCAAGUGUGCAUGUCGGUCGCAUCCCUGCGGCGUGAAGGUUGCUCAUGCAAUGGCAACGGCGCGUGCAACAACCUCGGUCACUGCCACUGCGCUCUGGGCUUCUCUCCGCCUGAUUGUUUAGAGCCUGGCUUUGGAGGCUCCAUCGACAGCGGGCCUGCCAGCAAUCCGCAUGCUACGAACAAGUUUGUAGUGGGACUUGUAGUAUUCUUCUUCGCUGUCGUGCCGUUGGCUGUAGCCUCUAUAUGCGUUGUUUAUUACAUCCGCGGCAACCUUGGCGUCAUUGGACUCUGGCUCACGAAGAAGGGACUCCCAGGAUCAUCAAGGCUACCAACUCGCGAUCCCGAGUCUGGUAGACGUGGCGGCCUUGGUAUUCCGAGAGGUAUUUCUUCGACCAGCGCGGGCGGCAUUUCCUCCAGCGCCACUUCUUCUAGUGAGAGUAAAAGCAACAGUCCUCUGCUUAACGGCAGCGCCAAUAUUACUUCACCUCACAUCCCAGUAGUUGGUGCUAAUGGUACUAGCGCUGAUGUGAAGUUCUUCGGAAAGCACCAAGGCUUUACAAUUUCCCCAAUUGGUGCUGAUAGUUUAUCCGAAGAAACAGCCUCCCGUGCUCAUACGACCAUUGUGGUACCAAACGGUUUAUCGAAAACUUCAGUGGUACCGCCUCAGCCUGUGCGCCAAGCACCAUCUACUCCAGCCAAAAUUGUGAUCAGUAAUCCUAGUCUGCAAGCUUCCACGAAUCGGGCUGUACAGCCGGUCGGCCAAGUGCCUUGUUUGCCCAAGACUCUUCCCCCUCCUCCAUCUCAUCCUUCUUCCCCUCCUCCAGUGGCUGUGGUAAACCCUUCGCGUCGUACUCACUCAGCAGCUCCUCGGCCGCUCUCGGUCCCUGACCAGAACUCUGUAAUCAUCUCACGCCCUGCUACUGCUCCUUCUGCAAAUUCUUCAAAAUCUUCUUCUUCAACUGCGUCAAAAAUUGCUUCUUUCCUUAACAAAAAAGAUAAGAGCGCAGAAGAAACAAAUGAGGAUGAUAGAGAUGCCAAUCGGUGUAGUACAUUGCCCCGUAAAGCAUCUAAAAUCAAUAGAGAAAGUUUAAUGCAGCUUGAAAUAUCUGCUCCUAUGCAACUUCAGGCUACAAAAUUACCAGAAAAUCUAGUCCCGGUUCGUGUUGCACCUGAACCACCAUCGACUGUAAUUGAUGUGACAACGAAAGACGGUUGCAAAUCUCCUAAAGUUACAUGGGCGCCAUCCGUAAAUUCCUCCGAAAAAACUUCGGCGCAUUCAUCCGACAUCCAUAGAAUUGGAAGUAUGCGAGAACCUCCAGUUACCCUUCGGCCUUCCAUCCCUAAAUUUGGAUCAAUGCGAACUCCUCGGCCUAAAAGUCUUCCACCCGCUCGCCCUUCUGACCCUCCUCCCCGCCCUCCGCUGCCCACGAUCCCUUCACCGGGAUCGGAGGAUGUUUAUGAUGACUGUGUUGAAAGCUUUAACAAUACAACUCAUAUUACGUCGCUAGGAGAAGGCACGACGUCUCCAACAGAGAGCAUUUAUGCCACUAUUGAAGAGGGAACUUCCCCUGAAAAUGUAACCUCUGUUGAAUCUAAAACUGUAGACUCCGAUCCACCUUCUGAGCCUGAACCAUUUUAUGCCAACAGCAGUGCCAUUAUCCCUGCCAACGACCAACCGGCUAAGAAGUCUGUUUUCUCAUUCUUGUAUGGCAAAACUAAGAGAAAGAAAAAAGAGAGUGUUGAGGAGCCUCUAUAUUCUAAUAUUGGCAGCAUUGAUGAAGUAAAUACAAGCAAGGAUGCUUCGUCUCCACCUAGCCGCUCUUCUUCUCUCACGCCUCCAGACCGGGCGAGUUGCGGCAGCUCAGAAGACGGAGGUCUGCUCUCGGAAAUUGUCAGCGAGCUCGUCACGAGAGAACCUGAUUUCCGAAACGCUCUCGUUAGCCGCAAAAAAUCGAAGACUGUUGAUGAUAAAUGUGGUGCCUUUAUUCAGGACAAAAAUACCGUGAGCCUUACUUCUAAUAAAUCUGACCCUCUAGUUGAUAGCACACCUCUACCAAUAGUUGAUACUACGAGCUCAAAUCAAGUAAGUCGCAGCAGAGGCUAUCCAUGGAGGUCUCAUUCUAAUGAAAAGCCACAGGCUCUUGGUUCUAGUCAUUCUAAUGAAAAUGAUAGUCCUAAAAUUUUGACCAAAGCUGGCGGAGUUUUAUCAUACUUGAAGCGUAGCAUACCUGACGAUAAAGAUAACACGAUUGUAGUAAACACUGGUGAGAUGAAUGAAAUGGCGUCACCAGACCUCAAAAGUCCUAUAACUGCUGUGAGCAACACUACUAUAACGACACAAAUCAUGUCGGGAGGAUCUGUUGUUCCUACCGCUAAAGGUCUUCCAGCAAAUCAGCGGCUUGAAUCGUCGUUAGCUGCUGUCAGAGCGGCAUCGAAACAACUCAAUGUAGGAAAUAGAGCAGUUGUUGAGCAAAGUUCAACAGAAACUGGUAUUCCUCUUUCCUCUAAUUUUUCUGGGAAGAAACCUGGUAUUACGACACCAAAACCUACUGUGGAGCUUUCUGAUCCGUUAUUAUCGCCUGUUAAGUCUGUGCUAAAAGAAGCCUCUGCUGCCGGAGAGAAAACGCCAGAUAUUCCUGGCAGUAAAGUUGGGGACAAACCAUCUGAUCCCAGUAUAAAUCAUGUUUUAUCUAGUCAAUCAAGUGAGCCCGGUGAUACCCCUGACAAAAGUCUUUCAUCCACUGAGAACACGAAUAAUUUUACUAGUAAUUCAAAUAUUCCUUCUACAUCUGUCCGUGUUAAAGUACAACGCCCGGAGUUUCCUCCAGAUAAAGUCCUUUUUCCCCCUGAUAAAUUAGACACAAAAGCCUCAAAAAGCGAUGCAGGGGCUAUUUCACCUAACAGUAGCGUUAUAAAAGUUGCGGGCCGAAAUAGCAGCGCAAGUAAAGGUAAAAAUACGACUGCCCGAAAUAAAUUCACCACUGUAUCUCCUCCAAAAACUAACGAAGCGAGUAGCAAGCCCUCGCGCGUCCUGUCCCCAACCCGAUCAUCAGGUGGAAAGGGACCGGUGAGUAUAGAAAAGGGUAACUUGGCAUCAAAUAGUAAAAAUAGCGGCUCUAGAACUAAAUUUACAGCCUCAUCUGCAGAGACAUCCGACACAAAAGAAGGUAAAAAGCCUAGUUUGAGUAGUAGUAGUACUAGUGCCGCGCGCUCCAGUGCUCGACGACCUGCCGUUCGCAACAACACAGCUUACGGAGGCAAGAGCGUAGGAAGCUCGAAUGUUGCGUCUUUGCAGCAGAAAUUCGAGAAGGAAGUAGCGGGCACUCCUCCUGCGCAAGAGAGCAAGACGACCGUGCCUGCCAGAGUAUCUUCCGCCCGUAGAACAUCUGAUACCAAACCUAGCAUUACACCGAAACCACGGACAUGAAUGGACUUCCUUUUACAUCAGGACGUCUACUGCUAAGUGUGUAAAUUAGUGAUAUUGAAGAUAUUUUUAACGAAAUGUUGCAUCUGCCAGCAUCAAGGGAGCGAUGCGCUGUUGUAGGUUUUAUAUUUUAUUUACGGUAAACGCGUAAAAAUGGCAUUGUGCUCUCAACGAGAAAAUUACCUGCUAGUUCAUAUUUAUUAACUUGUUCACUAGCUUUACCCAGUUGAAGUUUAAUAAAAAAAGAGGCUCAUUAACUGCCCAAGUGCAAUUUUUACAGUGAUCGCUUAUAAGUUGACUGACUUUCUUGACAAAAAUAUUCUCUCCUCAAGUAUCAAUUUGAGUAAUUGUUAGUACCUAUUCCAAUAUUUGUUCUAUUGAGUAAAACUGCUUCUAAUUCCAGCAAAUAUUAUGUUUUCUCUGAAAACAGCAGCUUAAAAGGUUUUAUCGAUUGCUCUUAACCCUCUUUUACUUGCAUCUGUCGAAGGAAAUUGUAUGU
This is a messenger RNA of Hyalella azteca, 6761 nucleotides long. RefSeq lists its product as uncharacterized. NCBI's taxonomy places the organism in Eukaryota, Metazoa, Arthropoda, Malacostraca, Amphipoda, Hyalellidae. Bases 113 to 6265 code for a protein of 2050 amino acids. Gene Ontology annotation, molecular function: metalloendopeptidase activity. The transcript is spliced from 16 exons. Gene Ontology annotation, biological process: membrane protein ectodomain proteolysis. The record is from RefSeq and is a predicted model, not a curated record.